Molecule: messenger RNA, 1347 nt
Organism: Brassica oleracea var. oleracea
Lineage: Eukaryota; Viridiplantae; Streptophyta; Magnoliopsida; Brassicales; Brassicaceae
Source: the annotation of a RefSeq genome assembly
AUGUUCUUGGAAACCGCGGCUUUUGCCCGCCAGCUGCGAAUCAUUCAUUCAGAACCGGAUGGUAUUUUCAGUCCAGGUAUUCUCUUUCAACCUGGGUAUACUUUGUACCCGUUUGAUACGAAAUUUAGUACCUGGGCAGCUAAUGAAGGGUUGAGGUUUUAUGAGGCUUGGCCUGGCUUGGUGUUUGAUUCCCUCGCCAUGGGCUUCGACCGUUCUUCUCAACCUCUUUAUUCCGGACGUUUGGCUCAGUCCUUAGAGGGUGCCGGAAAGCGGCGUUUGUUUGUAAUCGGUAACUGGUUUAAACAACGUCUGUUAUACCCCGUGCAUGUGUGGGGUAUGUCUGUUCUGAGGCGUAUUCCACAAGACGGUACCUUCCAUCAAGAAGGUCCUAUCCAUCGUCUGGCAAAGAGACGCCCAAGAUUUAUAGCAAGUUUUGACUUGAGCGCUGCCACCGAUCGGUGGCCCGUUCCAGUCAUAUAUGAGCUUAUGGCGUGCCUUUUCGGUCAAACGAUGGCAUCGUGCAUUGUCAAUGGUGCCUUAGCACUCAACUCAUGCUCUUUGAAGUCCGUUACUGGACGGCAUGACGAAGUUGUGUUUGUUGCAGGUCAACCUUUGGGUUAUUACGGCUCCUGGGCUCUAUUCGCGUUGUCCCACCAUGCUAUUGUGUGGUUGGCAGCAUUACGAGCAUAUCCUCAUCAGACGAGACCAUUUCUCGACUACGCUUUGUUAGGUGAUGACAUCGUCAUUGCCGAUCGUAGUGUGGCUAAGGAGUACCGUUCUCUACUUGAUGCUUUGCAAGUAGAUAUAUCUGAUGCCAAGUCUAUUGUAUCUGAGACGGGUUGUCUUGAGUUCGCCAAGCGGUUCUGGGUUAAGAUAAUGUCGAAGGACUUAUCCCCAGUAUCUGCGAAAGCUGUGCUUGAGAGCUACUUCCUCGUUGGUACUCAGCAGUUGGCCUAUAAGUACAAGUUAAGUCCUAAGACUUGUUUAAGGUUAAAUAAAGCUGGAUACCGCGUGCUAGGACAAAUGGACACUAAGGCCCUAUCCCGGCGUUUUAGUCGGAUUCAGGCGUUAUCUAGUAAGCUUUUAGUCGGUCCUGAUCGGUUACCACUCGAGUGGUGGAUUGGAAGAGGAUUACCUCUCAGUCCCUAUCUUCGUGGUGUGUUAAUUGCAAGGAUUCGGGAUGGGAUGAAGCUUAAGCAGCUCACGCCCCCUCCCUUGGAGAUGUUCCUUUGUGGAGAGCCAGAAGCACAUAUCGCAGAAAACACCGCUUAUAGACAUUGGAUGAACAAUGGUGUGAGUACGUGGUAUGGUUUGACUUCGUUCCUCGUCGUGCCCCUUCCCACCUAG